Chelmon rostratus (copperband butterflyfish) is the source of this 2945-nucleotide messenger RNA. It is a transcript of the gene hhatla, whose product is annotated as hedgehog acyltransferase like, a. The record is from RefSeq and is a predicted model, not a curated record. The transcript is spliced from 13 exons. Gene Ontology annotation, molecular function: acyltransferase activity. NCBI's taxonomy places the organism in Eukaryota, Metazoa, Chordata, Actinopteri, Chaetodontiformes, Chaetodontidae. Gene Ontology annotation, cellular component: endoplasmic reticulum. Gene Ontology annotation, biological process: negative regulation of N-terminal protein palmitoylation. The coding region runs from base 359 to 1912 and encodes 517 amino acids.
UGCUUUCCUCCCCGUUUGUAACCAUUGUCCCGGAGUGUUUUUGCGCUCCAGUAAGGUCUGAUGGGCUCGACGUGGACCACCCCUCACUGCGGUGCAGUAGUGAAAGAUAAAUAUAUCCCCCUCCACCUCCUCCUCCUUUCGUUGAGUCCGCAACAUCCUGACUGGCCGGGGCUGGUGAUCGCAGGCAGCGGCAGCGGCAAGCCCCCCACAAGACGGAUGAAUUAGAAAACCUGCUGUAGCCACCGCCACCCCCUCUUUUCUUUUAUUUGUUUUAUAUAGUGAAGAGUCGGGCUGUAAACACUGCCGCCCUCAUCUUGAGUGUGAAGCGGAUACAAGGCUUCCAGUGUGCUGAUUCACCAUGGGGAUCAAGGCUGCCCUCCCCAGAUAUGAGCUGUAUCUCUACACAGCCGUACUCAGCGGGGCCUUGAUAUGGGCAGGCAGUUGGGUAUAUGAAGCUUCAAGUGAGAAUGUAAACAGAAAGACCUUCAAAGAAAGUGUGAAGCCAGGAUGGCAUUACUUUGGCAGGAAAAUGGAUGUUGCGGACUUCGAAUGGAUGAUGUGGUUCUCUACAUUCCGCAAUCAUAUCCUUUUUGCUCUCACCGGUCACGUUAUCUUUGCCAAGAUAUUUACUCUGCUAGUUCCAAAGAUUGGUAUAGAUGGAUGUAAGCACAGAUCCUUGAUCUUUGGUGUGUACGGUGGUUUGGCAGUCCUGAUCACGAUGGGCUGGACCUUCAUGGCUCUAGUUCUGUCUCACUGCAUCAUACUCUACAGCGUGGCCCUGGUCAAGAGCAAGUGGAUGUGCUUUGCAGCCGGCCUGGCCACACUGUCCUCCAUCAAGCUGGAGCCCUAUAACUCUUGGCAGGAGUCCUUGGUGACUGGCUCUUUUGACCUGCAAGACAUCCUGUUCUAUGGAGGCUGCGGCUUCAGCAUCAUGCGCUGUAUGAGCUUUGCACUGGAGAACUGUGAGAAGAAGGAUGGCAACUACACAUUCUCUGACCUGCUGAAAUACAACUUCUACCUCCCCUUCUUCUUCUUUGGACCCAUCAUGACUUUCGACAGGUAUCAUGUCCAGGUGAACAACACCCAGCUGAUUCGUAAGGAUAGGGAGAUGUGGAACAUCACCACCAAGGCCUUGUUGCAUCUGGGAGUCAUUCUGGUGGUGGACGUCUUCUUCCACUACCUCUACAUCCUGACAAUCCCCAGUGACAUGAAGCUGGUCACCAGGCUUUCUGACUGGUGUCUGGCUGGUCUGGCAUAUUCCAACCUUGUGUAUGACUGGGUCAAAUCAGCCAUGAUGUUUGGUGUCAUCAACACUGUGGCUACACUGGACCACCUGGACCCUCCUCAGCCUCCCAAGUGUAUCACCAUGCUCUACGUCUUCGCUGAGACGCACUUUGACAGAGGCAUCAAUGACUGGCUGUGCAAGUAUGUUUACGACUUUAUCGGCGGGGAUCACGAUAAAAUCUUCAAGGAGCUCCUGGCAACCAUCUGCACCUUUGCUAUCACCACCCUGUGGCUGGGCCCAUGUGAGCUGGUUUAUAUCUGGUCCUUUUUCAACUGCUUUGGCCUCAACUUUGAGCUGUGGGUGGCCAAGUUCUUCUCCAUUCCACCAUUUUCUACCAUCGAGGGUGCAAUGGGCGAAGCCAUGUCACGCAGGAUCCGGGGUGUGUUUAAUGCUGCCAACUUCUGGGCUAUUGUCCUCUACAACAUUCUCGCCCUGAACAAUUUGGAGUUUGCCAAACUGGUGGGAAGACGACUGAUUUUCAAAGGGUUUCCUCUGUCCUCCCUCUCAGUGUUACUUGUGACCUACUGUGGCGUGCAGCUGGUGAAAGAAAGGGAGAGACAACAAGCCCUGCUGGACGAUCCGGAGCCAGUGAAGCCCGUGGAUGGUGGCAAAGAAAAAGCAGAAUAAACGGGCAGAAAAAGUGACUUUCACAGACUUCGUGGUCAACAGCACCCUCACAUUGUUCCAUCCUCGGCCUUGUGAACUGCACCGAACCAGACUGUAACAGCCAGUCAGCACCUACUGUAUAUUGCUCACAAGCCCGUCCUUUUGCUUGUGUUUGUCAGAAGCGAGGCAAUGUUUUGAACUGUGAAAUAUCCUCAAGUGCACUUGCUGUAGAUAAUCGCCACGUCCUUUGGCACAAACCCACCGAUGGUGCAUUUUUCUAUUUGUAUAAAAGAUUGUUUAGCAAAUGAUAGGCCUGCCAAAUAUUUUAUGAAGCUAUACCUAAUAGUAUAUAUAAGGACAUGAAGUAUUGUAAAGGAACAACUACUUUGCUCUGUGGGGUUGUCUCCUGUCUUCACUUUUGAUUUUUCUCAGAUUUGGACAUUCUUCCUUUUUUUAAUCAUCAUCAUUAUGAUUAUUUUUAGUCAGAUGGGCUCUCAAUUAUGCCUUAGACACCUUGUCAUCACAAUGUUAAUGAAAGGGUUAAAAACUUGGAAUCAGGGUGCAAUGUAUGGAGUGCAAUGUAGAAAAUAAACAAAGGGUGCUGUGUGAGUCCUCCACAAAGCUUGCAGCUGAUUGUAAUGUAUAUUUGCUCUGCUGUCUCUAAACAGGUAUACAAAUCCUAAUGUAUAGCAUAGUCUAAUUGAAUGUUUACUGAGAAUGUAUUUCAUCUCUGAGACUGAAUGUAGAUUCAGAGAAGGACAGCUUUACUCCACCACCGUAUCGUCUAUAAGAGAUUACUGUAGGUGUGAUGUUUGGGCAUAUCUUCCCAACACCUUCUUUCACAUGAUCCAGGCCCACAGUCCACUAUGACGGGCAACAGGCCCAGGAGGGAAUAUCGGUUAGUCUUAUCCUGCCUGUCACCAGAACCUGCUGCGUGUCUUCCGUGCAGCAGGCGCUGAGAGUUUUUUUGCAGAUUGUCAUGCCCUUUCUCAAUGUAGGGUUUUUAUUCAGAGGUGUUCAUUUAAAACGUUUGACUCGAAUAAAGUUUUGUUUC